This is a messenger RNA of Daktulosphaira vitifoliae (grape phylloxera), 1745 nucleotides long. RefSeq names its product SH3 domain-binding protein 5 homolog. Lineage: Eukaryota; Metazoa; Arthropoda; Insecta; Hemiptera; Phylloxeridae. The transcript has 8 exons. Gene Ontology annotation, molecular function: protein kinase inhibitor activity. Gene Ontology annotation, biological process: negative regulation of protein tyrosine kinase activity; intracellular signal transduction. The record is from RefSeq and is a predicted model, not a curated record. The coding region runs from base 183 to 1358 and encodes 391 amino acids. Gene Ontology annotation, cellular component: cytoplasm.
UUUUAUUAUCAUAGUAUCACAAAAGACAAUUAGGAAAUACAUUUUUCAAUCUCCUUAAAAAAUAAUUUUUUUUCUAAUAAUUAUCCGUUAAUUAUAUGUGUUUUUUUACUUCAUUUGUAGAUGUGUAGAUAGAACAAUUAUGAUGGAUUGAAUGGUGUAUGAAUACCCGUACGGUAUAAACAAUGGAAGCCACAGAUGGGCAUAUUACUCAGGAUAAUGGGCCAUCCAAAUAUAAAGAAGAUGAUAGUUUAGAUCCCAGAAUACAAUUGGAGUUAGAAAAGUUAAAUAAUGCAACAGACAAUAUAAAUAAACUUGAAAUAGAAUUAGAUGAAGCAAAUACAACUUUUAGAAUGUUAAUGGCAGAAGCAUCUAGACGACUAAAAAUCAGGGCUCGCAAACUUGGUUCAUGUAUUGAUAAGGCACGUCCCUUUUAUGAUGCACUUAAUGUAUCAAAGCAAGCACAACAACAGUGUCAAAUUGCUGCUGUUAAGUACCAAAGAGCUAAUGAAAUUCAUCAAGCAGCAAAAGAAACGGUAGCUUUGGCAGAAGCACGGUUUUUAAGUAAACAACAUGAAUGGAAGUUUGAUAGUGCCUGGCAAGAAAUGUUAAAUAAUGCUAUUUUAAAAGUAACUGAAGCAGAAAAUCAAAAGACUGAAAGUGGACGUGAACAUCAAAGAAAGGCUGCUCUUUAUCAAGCAGCAGAACAAAAAGUUCAAAUACUUGAACAAAAAGUUAAGCGAAGUAUCAUCAAAUCUCGACCUUAUUUUGAAGAAAAAUAUCUUUGUGAAGGCCAACUUGCUGCUCAAAAAGAUACCAUUAUUCAAAUUCGAUAUGCUGUACAGCAAGCAAAACAAGAAUAUUCUGCUUGUCUUCAUAGGUUGGAACAGAUUUCUGAAGAAAUUCAUAUUCAGAGACAAAAUAAUAAAAUAAUGGAACAAGGACCUAGAGAACCUGGUGUUGGUGCUGAGGUUUCAUCAAUAGCUAAUAGUUGGCAAGAAAUAAAUAUCAAAAAAGAAUCAGAUUGUAUGGAGGAUAUUAAUUUAGAAUGGAAUUUAGACAAAUGUGAUUCUAGAAGUCUGGGAAGUCUAUCAAUAGAUACAUGUUCAAUUCUAAGUGAUGCAGAUGAGCUUGAUUUUGAUGAAGAUAGUGAAGUCACUAUGGAGUUAGAGCAGUUAAGACAAAAAGUAAGAGAUCUUGCAACAAAACCAUUAAUGGUAGAAAAUAAAAGAAGUGAAGAUGUUGAAGGUGUAGAAGAUCGUAAAGGUUGGGAAAGUGAAUUGAAUGCUACUGUUGAUAAACUUGAUAGAAUGAUGUUAAAACAAGAAUGUGAAAAAUCUCAUCAGCAGUCACCUGUUUAAAAAUAGUUGGUAAAAAUCAAAUAAAAUUGGAGACUUUUAUGUGUUCAAGCUAUAAAAAAAAGUGAAAUCUGAAGCUAUAUAGUUUGAUGAAAAUUGUUUAAAAUGGUCAACUUCAACUUAUUAUCAAUAGAAGUGACAUGUUCCAUUAAAUUAUAGUUAUAAUAUUAUUAACAAUUUACAAUACAUACAUACUGUAUCCCACCAGUUUUUAUUUCCAUAUAGAAAAUGUAACUUGGUAGUUUAGUAUUUUAUCUUAAUAUUUUUUAUAUUUAAUAAAACCAAAUUGUUUUGUUUCCUUAAAUAUAUUUAUUAAAUAUAUUAUUUUAUGUAAAUUAGUAGAAUUGGCUGUUUAAAUUCAAAAUUAUUUAUACUUCUAGAAAAGCAAUA